Molecule: messenger RNA, 419 nt
Organism: Amblyraja radiata (thorny skate)
Lineage: Eukaryota; Metazoa; Chordata; Chondrichthyes; Rajiformes; Rajidae
Gene: romo1
Product: reactive oxygen species modulator 1
Exons: 3
Coding region: 91-330 (79 amino acids)
Biological process (GO): protein import into mitochondrial matrix; protein insertion into mitochondrial inner membrane
Cellular component (GO): TIM23 mitochondrial import inner membrane translocase complex
Source: RefSeq, a predicted model, not a curated record
UGGCGCAUGCGCGCACGACCGGGUCACGUACCGCCCGCGUGACGUCACGGGGUAAGAUGGCGGCCUGGUGAUCCGGGAUACGGGGCCGCGAUGCCAGUCACUGUGGGAUCGUACGGACAAUCGCAGCCCAACUGUUUCGACAGGGUUAAGAUGGGCUUCAUGAUGGGCUGUGCGGUUGGCAUGGCAGCUGGAGCCUUGUUCGGCAGCUUCUCCUGCCUCCGGCUGGGGCUGCGGGGCCGCGAGCUGCUGGGGGGGGUCGGGAAGACCAUGAUGCAGAGCGGAGGCACCUUCGGCACCUUCAUGGCGAUCGGAAUGGGCAUCAGAUGCUGACAGCCGGCACCAGGAUCAAGGCCCAGCCUCGCUGCCCGACUGACAUUACACUGAGAAUAAUGGGAGAAUAAAGAUUAUUUGCUAUUGUA